UCUAUCUAAGAAAAGAUGGCAGAUCCUUGGCAAGAAUGUAUGGAUUAUGCAGUUGCUUUAGCAAGAAAAGCUGGGGAGAUAAUCCGUGGAGCGCUCAAAGAAGAAAUAUCUGUUAUGACUAAAAGUUCACCAGUAGAUCUAGUGACAGAAACCGAUCAAAAAGUAGAGAACUUCAUUAUUUCUUCUAUAAAAGAAAAGUAUCCUUCUCACAGCUUCAUUGGAGAAGAAUCUGUGGCAGCUGGAGAGGGCAGCAUUUUGACAGAUAACCCCACAUGGAUUAUAGACCCUAUUGACGGAACUACCAACUUUGUACACAGGUUUCCAUUUGUGGCAGUUUCAGUUGGCUUUGUUGUAAACAAAAAGAUGGAGUUCGGCAUUGUGUACAGUUGUGUAGAAGACAAGAUGUAUACUGCCAGAAAAGGAAGAGGUGCAUUUUGCAACGGUCAGAAACUUCAAGUAUCAGGCCAAGAAGAUAUUACAAAAUCCCUUCUAGUGACAGAACUGGGAUCAAAUCGUGAUCCAGACACUAUAAAAAUAAUUCUUUCCAACAUGGAAAGACUUCUCAGUAUUCCUAUCCAUGGGAUUAGAGCCGUUGGUACAGCAGCUGUGAACAUGUGCCUUGUGGCAACAGGCGGAGCUGAUGCCUAUUAUGAAAUGGGGAUUCACUGUUGGGAUAUGGCAGGGGCUGGAAUCAUUGUUACUGAAGCAGGUGGAGUACUGCUAGAUGUAUCAGGUGGACCAUUUGAUUUGAUGUCUCGAAGAAUAAUUGCAGCAAGUAGUCAAGCUAUAGGAGACAGAAUAGCCAAAGCACUACAAAUAAUUCCACUAAAAAGGGAUGAUGCAACUAACUGAAUACCAAAAGUACACCUUAAAUAAGAUAACAUAAUGUUGUGUCGUACUCCCGUGUAGUGGUUGUUAUACACCUUGAACCUGGUAAAAAGAUAGUUAAAUAAAUGGUAGUCUUUCUGUACUGGUGUGACUGCUAAGUAGUGUUUUGAGAUUGGACCAAUGUUCUAAGCAAUCUUUUAAAAUUAAGAGUUUUAUUUAACAUCACGCUUACGUUAAAAUCUAUAGGAAGAAGCAGAUAUGUUCAACUAAUAUUUUCAAGUUGUAUACUGCACUGGAAGUCAUAGCAAGACGUUCUGAUGUAUAGAUAAAUAAAAAUCUAGUUCAGUAAGUGGAAAAGCAGAAUUCACUGUCUUAACACCAUAUCAUCACAUCUGAUCCUGAACCCAAAAGGGUGGAAGAAUUGUUGUUUAUCCAGUCUUUCUGUAUCUCCUCUUUUUGUUUUCUUCAGUGUUAUCAAUGCAUCCAUUCCUUUACCUUGUUACUGUUACACCUUUCCAAACCUUUUUUUGUUGCUCUUCAUUUUGGCUCUGAUUUAAAGGCUUUAUUACUUAGCUGUUAUUGUUUUCGUAGUCAUUGUUUUACCUUACAGUAGAUAAACACAAUCUCUUUAGUCUUUUAUGUGGCCAAUAUGCUUGCAAAUUCAUUACAUUUGCAAAAAUAAUAGUUAUUGUGCUGGACAAGCUGUGCAUCUCCCAGAAAUAACUUAUAAGCAUACCUUCUGUCACCAAAUGGAUUUACUCUAAAUUAAGAUGAAAUAUGAUUUGCAUUUUACCAUUGGAAUCGGCUGAUACUUGGUCCUCUGUCUUAUUAUUGGCAGUUAUAAUUCCUGUUAAUUUUACUCGUCUUUCUCCGUGGCUGACUGUUUCAAAGUCUGAGGAAUCGUUAAAAUCCAGGAAAGUUUUCAGUAACUCAAAUGGCAAAAAAAAAAGGCCACCACCCAGACUUUUUACAUUGUUUUCUGUAAGUUAUCAAAGCAGUGACCAACCAGAAUCAGGUUUCUAUUGUGUUCUAGAGUGUACAGACACAAAAGAAGAUAAUAUCUAAACCUAAAGGGUUUGCAAAUCUUAAGAAAUAUUAGUAAUUGCGUUCUUGGUGUGAGUUGUUCUAAACUUCGAAAACUAUACUGGUUCUUUGAAGUUUUUGUGUUUAAGAUUAUGAAAGGUAUGAUUGCACUGUUCAAAUAAUUAAUGCACUUUAAAAAGAAGAUUUAACUUGGAUCAGUUUUGAGACUGAUUUUUUUGUGUCUGAAGUUUCCUGAAAAAAAGUUGUCUCGCUGGUUGUCCAGUUGAGAGACUGCAAUGCUUUGGAAAGCCUGAAUUUUUGUACUCCCACUGGUUUUAUUUUGAAAAAUGGUGUUCUCUCUCUUUGAAGUUGCAACAGAUCUUUUGUGAUAAAUUUCAGUCUUUUAUUUCAGUUGAUUUUUGCAGAUUUUACAGAAAUAUUUAAUUUGAAGUUGUAUCAAAUGCGAGAUGAUUAAUGUUAAUGAAAUCAGCCUGCCAUUUAAAUGUCAAAAAGCCAGGCUUAAUGUUAAUUUUACUUUUUAUAUUCCCAUUGACAAGGAUAGAAAAUUUUGAGCAUUUCACUGUAACUUUAUUGCUGUAAAUGAUGUGGGAUGGGAUCAUCAUUACUUUAUAAGUUUGUCUACUAUACCAUUUCCAUGGCUUUUGUAUAACAAAUCCUACGUAACUUAAAAACUGAUUUAUUUGUGAAAUGGAGACAUGUCUAAAGAAUACUUAAUAUGGGAGAACACAUUUGAAAUAAAUAAGCUUUAGCAGCAGAGGCUUUAGAUGUGCUUCCGUUCUUAACAUUCAAGUACAGUGCUGGGUACCAACAAGCUGCAUUUGUGGACUUGACUGCCCCCAAGUUGAACACUUUAUUUUCUUAGUCUCUGAUGUACACAAAUCAUAAACUGUUGUGCCUUUAAAGAAGUGAGUUUAUAUAUACAACUGUAGUAGGUUUUUAGAGUGAAUAUUCCAACACCUUGCAGUGAGAUCAUGGUGUGUUAAUCUUCUCCAACCUCAGAGCUCAAGCUUUACAGAUUAUGUUGCCCGUGAUUUGUUUUGGAGGCCCUCAGGUGAUUGAAGGAUGUAGCUUUCUCACUGUUAACUUUUCUAAUAAUGCUCUUCAAGUCAAAAUUUAUGUGGAUUUUCCAUCUUGGCCCUCUCACUCUGUGUUGAAGACCAGCCUAAUUUUUUUGUGUGC
This is a messenger RNA of Cuculus canorus (common cuckoo), 3051 nucleotides long. It is a transcript of the gene IMPA1, whose product is annotated as inositol monophosphatase 1. The record is from RefSeq and is a predicted model, not a curated record. Gene Ontology annotation, biological process: signal transduction; phosphatidylinositol phosphate biosynthetic process; inositol metabolic process. Lineage: Eukaryota; Metazoa; Chordata; Aves; Cuculiformes; Cuculidae. The coding region runs from base 16 to 852 and encodes 278 amino acids. Gene Ontology annotation, molecular function: inositol monophosphate 1-phosphatase activity. The transcript has 8 exons.